This is a messenger RNA of Parnassius mnemosyne (clouded apollo), 756 nucleotides long. Lineage: Eukaryota; Metazoa; Arthropoda; Insecta; Lepidoptera; Papilionidae. The record is from the annotation of a GenBank genome assembly.
AUGUUAGGAAAUCUAAAGGAGUUUAUUUCAGUCGUACAAGACGGUUUGAGUUCUCAUAAUAAUUUACGUCAAACAUUACAAGAAGUUCAAAAAGUAACCAAUAUUUUUAAAGAUAAACAAAAAGUAUCAAAUGAAAACAAAGUCAAUUACAGUGCUGGUGGAGAGUUAUUGGAAAAAUAUCAAGAGAACUGGGUGGAACUGCACGCUAACGCAGAUCGAAACGCAAGAGUGGCCGAUGAAGUCGAUAAACUCAUAAUAGAAUUACACGAUACAACCAAAUUACGCUUGCAAACAGCUAACGAAUUGGCCCAAGCAUUGUCCCAUUUACCUAAUGUAACAGCAGGCGUAGCGCAAUGUAUGGAUGGCCUUAAAAAUGUGAAAAAAUUAUUAAAUGAUGUUGAAGAACAACUAGUGGAAUUUGAGGACUUUGUAGAAAGACGUAAAAUGGAAAAAUGGAAGUUAGAUCAUCAUUAUCAUCUUAGUCUUUAUAAGGAGAAAAAAAUGUCUGCUUUAGAAGAGAUACGCACAAACCUAGUUAAGGAGAACACUGAACAAAACAUUCAGAGAGAAAAGAAGCAACUUGCUGAACUUCAAGCCAAAAGGGAAAAUAGUGCCGUAGCAUUUGAGAGUGACAUUUCCAAGUAUCUGUCUACUGGAAGAGUACCAUCAAAGUCAGCAGCUCCUCCCAAGAUAACUCUUGAACAAAUUCAAUUAGAUGAUGACCAAACAGAUUUGGAAAAUUUUCUAGCCAGCUGA